Candidozyma duobushaemuli is the source of this 828-nucleotide messenger RNA. RefSeq names its product alpha/beta fold hydrolase. The record is from RefSeq and is a predicted model, not a curated record. The transcript has a single exon. Gene Ontology annotation, molecular function: catalytic activity. Bases 1 to 828 code for a protein of 275 amino acids. Lineage: Eukaryota; Fungi; Ascomycota; Pichiomycetes; Serinales; Metschnikowiaceae.
AUGGGCAGCUCAUAUUUGAAACUCAAAGACGGAACUGACUUAUUCUACAAAGACUGGGGCACUGGAGACCCAAUUGUCUUCUCCCACGGCUGGCCGUUGUCUUCCGAUGCUUUUGAGGACCAGAUGUAUUACUUGGCUCUGAAGGGAUACAGGGUUAUUGCUCACGACAGAAGAGGCCAUGGCAGAUCUUCGCAGCCAUGGGAUGGUCACAAUAUGGACCAGUACGCCGAUGAUUUGGCUGAACUAAUCAAUCACUUGGAUUUGAAGAGUGUAGUACAUGUGGGCCAUUCUACUGGUGGAGGUGAAGUCGUAAGGUACCUUGCUCGUCAUGGAACCAAAAAAGCCCUGAAGGCCGUUUUGAUUGGUGCUGUUCCUCCUCUUUUGGUCAAGACCGACUUCAAUCCUGACGGUGUUCCAAAAGAUACCUUUGACGAGAUCAGAGGAAACGUUUUGAAAGACAGGUCGCUGUUUUUCAAGAAAUUGGCUUUGACGUUUUACGGCUUCAAUCGUGAAGACGUCGAUACAUCCCAAGGCUUGAUCGAUGGAUUCUGGUACCAGGGAAUGCAGGCCUCAAUCAAAGCACUUUAUGAUUGCGUUGAAGCUUUCUCUGAGACUGACCAGAGGGAGGAUUUGAAGAAAGUUGACAUUCCAACGUUGGUGAUCUAUGGUGAGGAUGAUCAAAUCGUUCCUCCAAAAACGGCCAGUCUCAAUGCCUUGAAAUUGUUGCCCAAAGGUACCGAGAAGGCCUACCCGGAGGCAUCUCACGGAAUUUGCAGUACACACAAGAGGCAGAUCAGCAUCGAUAUUGAAAACUUCAUCAAUAAGUAA